This is a messenger RNA of Labrus bergylta (ballan wrasse), 5366 nucleotides long. Lineage: Eukaryota; Metazoa; Chordata; Actinopteri; Labriformes; Labridae. The record is from RefSeq and is a predicted model, not a curated record.
CCAGUUGAUCAGAUUAGAGGCGUCAGGGCUGGUUAAUCUGUGAAGGAGGGGACAGACCGCCACUCACGCUGCUCUAAAGUCACCGCUCCCAUUCACCGGCGGAGAGGCGGAGAGCGCGGCGGGGAAUUUCCCCCUCUCUCUCUUUUUUUUUUUAAAACAAUGGAUACCUGCAGGGUGCGAGCCUGGGUGUUUCUGCUCUUAUUCUGGCAGGACGGGUCUCUGGCAUCGCAGUUUCCGACACAGCUCAUGAUUAAAGAAUGGGUUGAUCAGAUGCAGAAAGAGCUCGUCACCCUGGCAGACACCGCCACAGCCGGGAAGAGCCUCACUCAGAUUUUCCUGAGCAACCAAAACCUGUACACUGUGGAGCAAAAUGACGCAGAGGAGCUGGUGGCCAGAGCAGCAACAAAAAUUGAGCAGCUGCUGCGGAAGAGGUCCGCUGCCUUGGAGAAACUGGCCACAGCUGCUGAGAACUUCCAGAUGGAGCAUCAGUGGAGAGACGAGUUUGAGGAUGAUGAAAUCGGCUACUACAACGCCAAAGACAACCUGGAUGCAAAUGAGACAGAGGGGAGAAAAUACAGGAUCCGACCAGACUUUAAAGAGGACUCAUUAUUUAGACGACUGACCGACCACAACCACACGGCCGUCCACAUCCCCACUGACAUAUAUGAUGGCUCCACCAUUGUGCUGAAUGAGCUGAACUGGACCGAGGCUUUGGAGGACGUGUUUCGAAAGAACAGAGAGGAUGACCCCACGCUCCUCUGGCAGGUGUUUGGUAGCGCUACAGGCCUGGCACGCUACUACCCAGCCUCUCCCUGGAUGGAUGCUCGAAAGACGCCCAGUAAAAUCGACUUGUAUGACGUCCGCAGGAGGCCAUGGUACAUUCAAGGAGCCUCCUCACCCAAAGACAUUCUAAUCCUCGUGGAUGCAAGCGGGAGCGUGUCUGGCUUGACUCUCAAACUGAUCAAGACAUCUGUCAGCGAGAUGCUGGAAACUCUGUCUGAUGACGACUAUGUCAACGUGGUUUAUUUUAAUACCAGGGUGAAGAAAACGGCGUGUUUCGAACACCUGGUGCAGGCCAACGUGAGGAACAAGAAGCUGCUGAAGGACGCCGUGCAGAACAUCACGGCGAAGGGAAUCACCAACUACACCAAAGGCUUCGAGUUUGCUUUCGAGCAGCUGUCUGUGAUGAAUGUGAGCAGAGCAAACUGCAAUAAGAUCAUCAUGCUGUUCACGGACGGAGGCGAGGAAAGAGCUCAGGCCAUAUUGGAGAAGUACAAUGCUGACAAAAAGGUGAGGAUCUUCACCUUCUCAGUAGGACAGCACAACUACGAUAAAGGACCCAUUCAGUGGAUGGCCUGUUCCAACAAAGGUUACUUCUAUGAGAUUCCUUCAAUUGGAGCCAUCAGAAUAAACACACAGGAGUACCUGGAUGUCCUGGGAAGACCGAUGGUUCUGGCCGACCAGCAGGCCAAACAAGUCCAGUGGACUAACGUAUACCUCGAUGCUCUGGAACUUGGACUGGUCAUCACUGGAACACUUCCGGUCUUCAAUAAAACAAAGACCAGAGACGACAAGAAUGGCGAGUACCAGAAUCAGUUGAUUCUUGGCGUAAUGGGAAUUGACGUUUCUCUUGGCGACAUCAAGAAGCUCACACCACGCUUCACGAUUGGUCCAAAUGGUUACUACUUUGCCAUUGAUCCCAAUGGAUAUGUCCUGCUGCAUCCCAAUCUCCAGCCAAAGAAUCCGAAAUUCCAGGAACCAGUUACCCUGGACUUCUUGGAUGCUGAACUCGAGAAUGACAUCAAAGUGGAGAUCAGGAGAAUGAUGAUCGACGGUGAGACGGGCGAGCGGACCAUUGACACUCUGGUUAAAACACAGGAUGAGAGGUACAUAGAUCGAGGAGUCAGGACCUACACGUGGGCUCCGGUCAAUGGAACAGAUUACAGCCUGGCUCUUGCUCUGCCUAAGUACAGUGAACACUUCAUUCAAGCUAAGCUGGGGGAUGACAUGAGAGAAGCCAUGUCUUCAACUUGGGGGCAGAAAGCCAUGGACACCAUACAGCUGGAGAGGUUCGAGGAGUUUGGUUACACAUACAUCGCUCCAAGGGAGUACUGCAAAGAGCUGAAGCUGUCGCCCAACAACACACAGUUUCUCCUCGACUUCAGUCAGUACAUUGACAGAAACACUCCAAAUGCAUGUAAUGUGUCCAUGGUGAGUCGACUGAUCCUGGAUGCAGGGCUGACAGCAGAACUGGUUAAACUUUGGAAUGAGCAGACAGUGGAUGGGAUCCUGGCCAGGUUCGUAGCCACAGAUGGAGGAAUCACAAGAGUCUACCCAAAGAGUGCUGGGGAAGAGUGGACGGAAAAUUCAGAGACGUAUGAGUCAAGCUUCUACAAAAGGACCCUAGACAAUGAGAUAUAUAUUUUCACAGCUCCGUCUUUCAACCCAGCAGAGAGCAGGGAGCCCGUUUCUGAGUCGGGUAUUCUAGUGAGCAAAGCGGUGGAGGUCACGAUUAACGAAGUCACGCUCAAACCAGCAGUGGUGGGAGUGAAACUCAAUGUGUCAUUUUGGAUGAACAGUUUCAUGAAUGCUACAUUGAAGCUAAAUUGCAAGGAUGAGAUCUGUGGCUGUCUGAGGAAUGACAAGCAUGUUGACUGUGUAAUACUGGACGAUGGGGGAUUCCUUCUUAUUUCCAAUCAGGAUGAGUAUAUCAACCUGAUAGGUCAGUUCUUUGGAGAGGUGGACCCUGUGCUGAUGAUCAACCUGGUCAACACCUCCCUGUACUCCUUCAACAAGACCUAUGACUACCAGUCUGUGUGCGACCCCGAGAAAGACAGCAAGGCUGCGGCAGGACCUCGCUCCGUUUAUGUGCCUACCAUUGCAGACUUGCUCAGUAUUGGCUGGUGGGCCUCCAGUGCUGCCUGGUCGAUACUUCAGCAGCUCUUCUUUGGUAUUAUAUUCCCAAACCUUCUAGACGCAGCGGAGACAGCAGAGGAAGAUGUACCAGAUACCAUGUUCAAGGAAAGCUGCAUCACAGAGCAGACUCAGUACUUCUUUGACAAUGAUGAAAGAUCCUACUCAGGUGUCCUAGACUGUGGAAACUGUUCCAGGAUGUACCGUGCCGAGAAGCUGCCACACACCAACCUAGUGUUCCUGAUCACUGAUGCCAAGGCAACGUGUUUGUCCUGUGACCCCAGACCGCUACGACAGGCUGAACAACCCUCUGAAGGGCCUGAUCCAUGCGAGCUGGCUCAGAACCCCAGAUAUCGCAAAGGGCCGGACGUGUGUUUUGACAACAACGACAACGAGGAUGAUUCUGACUGUGGGGGCGGGACCUGCCUAAGCCCGUGUCUUUGGCCAAUGCUCGGGCUUCAACUGCUGCUUCUGUGGCACUUCACAUCUUUGCAACACUUAUGACCCCUACAUACACACACACACAUACACACACACACACACACACACACACACACACACAUUCAUCCAUUCACAAACUGAUCAUCAUCCCAUUUCACAAGAGGCCAGAAGACACUCCAGUUCUGCCAUCCAGGAUGUAUAGAGAAUAUGUGCAAUGAGACAUUUUCAUCAGCAUUUCCAUUUUUCCAAUGCCAAAGGGUGCUCAUGCAUUUCCUCCUCGUCAUUUCCAAAAAACAGAGACACAUUUACUGUGCUCAGCUGCGCUCACUCCCAUGAUAUACUCCUUAACACUCUCCUAUGGUGCAAGAGUAAGAGCUAACCAAACCCUUUAAUUCUGCCUCAUUUGUUUCUCGGAGUUCUUUUAGCGGAGGUCGCAGAGUUGUCUCCACUAUGCCAACUGAAUAUCAUGAAAAGACUGUACGUCCACUGACAGCGUUGAUUUGUGUAGUUGUCGAUAUCGUUUGUUGCUUAUUAUACUUACUGCGUAUGAAUCAUUAUGCUGUAAUGAUCUGUUUAUUUUGGCAACCAGUGCAACUAAUAAGAAUAUCCCUUCUGUUUGAGUGUUUUUAAAUGUACUGUACCUAUCUAUUUAUCUCUGUUUUUUGUUUUUUUUGUUCUUACUCAAAAAUCAAAUAGCAUUUUGUGACUAGAUGGGUGUUGCACUGUAGCAGCAUGUGCUCAGUACAGAGCUAAAGACAACACUCUUGACACCAAAGCUCCACACAGUACCAAUACAGUAAUACGCAGCCUACUACAGAGUUCUGCAGGCCAGUUUAUUUUAAGAUAUUCCCUCUGAUGUAGGUGUUCAUCUGUUUUCAAGUUAUGGAGAUUUCAAGAGAGCACACGUUGCGAAUCAAAACUGUAUUAGGAUCUUACAAACUCAAAUAUAUUUGUACUUGGUUUGGACAGCUUUAGUUGUCUUCAAUUUGAUGCAUCAAAAUCCCCAGUGCCUACAUAGUAGCUCAGUCUGUUAUCUGAAUGAAGCAGUGCAUCUGAGUUUGUUUUCCUACCAUGUAUGCUAUUCUAAUGCUAAUGCAUAGCAUGGAGGAUAGCCCUUGCACUGAUAUAUUGAGAAACGGGGCCAAAUCUGCUGCAGUUAUUGAACUUUAUGUUGGCCCCAUAACGUCAGAGAUUUUGGUUAUUGGAAAGGAAUAUAAUUUCCCUCCAUGGUCAAAACAAACCUAAACCAGACUUGAGAUUGCAUUCCGACACCUCUCUUUAUUACUCUUGUCUCCGUUACCCUUUUUGAUCACCGGACUCAGGAGCCAGGAUGACUUUUUGAAUGAGAUCGCGCGUAACAAAUUGACUGUUUCUUUCAUUUUCUUCUCCUCAGUGUUCUCCUCCUUCUGCUUGUUUCCUCUUUGUGUUGCUCUAUAAGUGCUGUGAAGCAGACGCUGAAAGCUCAGUGUCCAAACGCUGCAAUUGUCAUGGGAAAAGCUUGUUUCUGUGUUUGAACGCUGCCUCUGCCCAGGGUCAGCAUCAGGGCCUGUUGGAGAGAUCUAACACUAUUACCAGUGGUAACUUUACAUUGCCUUACUUAAUCAAAAGUCAGUAAGAUCAUAAAUACGUUCCUUCCUUUUUUUUAGCCAGUUUUAAAAGUUAAAAUCAGUUUUCUUCAUGUGGCCCUCAUGGUGACCUGCUGGUGUUGAGUGUUCAGAAAAUGCCUGUCUAUCAAAGUCGCGUGUUGACUUGUGUUUUAUCUGGGGGGGGGGGUCCUGUGUCUAUGUGCAGGCAUGUGAGUGUCCCUCCGAUAUCUGAUUGUGCUUUAAUACUGUACAUGAAUUACUCUUUUGUGGAUCUUGACUAGCCUGAAUAAAUUUUGUAUACAUUUGUACACUUAUACUAUUUACUGUAUAAAAGAGAAAAUGAAAUGGAAGAAAAAUGUUUAUAAUAUGGUGUUGAUUAUUGUGCAGAUAUAAUAUAUUCACAAUAAAAGUGUUGUAUUGUUAUGA